CACUGAGGGGUAGAGAGAACGAGAGAGCGAGAGAGAGAGAGAGAGAGAGAGAGAGAGAAGGGGGUGUGUCUUGGAGCCAGAAUUACUACAGCGUGUGUGUGUGUGUGUGUGAGUGUGUGUGUGAAUGUGCUUCAGUAGUACAUGCCUGAGAAAGAGAGAGGAGAGCAGACAGGCACAGGGAAGGAGAAAGAGAGAAAGAGAGAGAGAGAGAUAGAAACAAAAAACGCUGACUCCCACACUCACACACAUACACUCACACACUCUCUCUCUUACACACACACUCACACACACAUACACUGUAUUGGGAUCCAGUCAGUAGCACCCUGCCAGGUCCAGUCUGUUGGACAGCUUGUCUUUUUCUUCUUUUUUUUUGUCUUUUUGGCUAUUUUUGCUUUUUUACACCUGAGCAGAAGAGUGCAAGAAGAGGGACACUGAUGAGACACGUCGCUCAGAACUUGAGGGAGAUCCCUGGUGGUGUGUGUGUGACUGUGUGUGCCACUGCCAGCCGUAGGUGGAGGGGUCCCAGGGGUGCCUCUCGCGCUCGGCCAGGAUGGGCUGUAACCUGUGCACCUUGCAGAAGAGGGAGGAACAUUACAAACUGCUGUACGAGAUCGCUCAGGUAAAUGGGCGAGACUUUUCUAAAACUGGACAUGAAGUGGCUGUGGAAGCGAUGCGGAAGGACCCCAUCGUUGUCCAGGUAUUACGGCGGGGUCCCACAGCUAGUACCCAUGGCAACCUGCAGGAGGUGUGUGUGGUGGAUGUGUGUACUCAGACAGACAUCACAUUCGAGCACAUCAUGGCUCUGGCCAAAAUGAGACCAGCUACUCCACCAGUGCCUGACAUCUGCCCUUUUCUGCUGUCGGACAGCUGUCACUCCAUCCAGACAAUGGAACACGAGUACUUUGAAUGUCCGGAGUACUUGUCCAACCCGCGGACUGAAGUGGAAAGGACGGAUGAGUUUGAGUAUGAGGAGGUUGAGCUGUGUCGUCUGAACAGUCAGGAGAAGCUGGGGCUUACUCUGUGCUACAGGACGGAUGAUGAGGAAGACACGGCUAUCUACGUCAGUCAGGUCGGCCCAAACAGCAUAGCUGCCAGAGAUGGACGCAUCAGAGAGGGAGAUCGAAUUUUGCAGAUAAAUGGCCAAGAUGUGCAGGACAGGGAGGAAGCUGUGGCUCUUCUGUCUAAUGAAGACACCCGGAACAUUGUGUUGUUGGUUACCAGACCAGAGGCACAGAUGGAUGACGGCUGGUUGGAUGAAGAACACCAUGACUUUUUGGAAGAGCUGAAGAUGGACAUACUGGAGCAACGAAGGAAAGAGGACAUAUACCAGUCGGCCAACUGUGAUAAGCAAUCCAAGCUGAUAGAGGAGGACAAAGCCACCUGCUCCUCAACCCUGCAGGAUAAAGACAGCGGAAUGGGAUAUGGGGGUGAGGAGGACUCCGAAACUCGCAUUCAACUAAGGACUCCAAAGCGUAUGCAGCACCAGUGGGAGACAGAGACUCCACAUCUGGUUUCUACAGACUCCAAAGGCUCAGCCAAUCAGGAGCUGAGCCAAGACUGUAAGCAUGUGGAAACUGGAGUGGAAUACGACCAUUUCCAGCAACUUCUGCAACUGAAGUGCCAGAUCCGGAACGAAGGCGAGUGUGGCCUGGUGUACCGGCGGAGUAGCACCAUCGAGUGCAGCUUGACGGAGCAGGCCAGCAGAAGAGGGGUGGAGCGUGAGUUGCGCAUGCUGAACGAUGAGCUGCGCAGCAUUGAACGCAAGUGCCAGAGCAUCAUGCAGGCCCACCAGUUGCGGAGAAGCAAGCGCGACUCUCCACGAACAGACAAGGAAGGCAGGUCUCGCAGGGCCAAGUUGGAGGACAUCAAUGAGCAGCCUGAGAGGAUGCAAAACGAGAAGCUGAGGGACAAGGACAGCUCAAGUGCGUACAACACAGCAGAAAGCUCACGCUCCACCCCUUUAGGCACUGAGUGUUCACCUGAUCACUCCCUGCAAAGGCGCAUUAACCAGACUAAUCAGAGGAACUUGCGCAGCAGCAAUGCAAUUCAUGCCCAUGGGGUUUCUUGUGAAAGUCCGUUAACCUCCCACAGUUGCUCUGCUUACAGUCACACAUUACCUUCUCACAGUACCUUCUCUUUAGGUAACUCUACAUAUACCCACACGUCUCAAGUUCCCAACUCCACUCCACCACUUCAGACCCCCAUUACAAGUCCUGGAUCACAAGGUCCAGGGCAAGCUCUUUCAAGCAGCCUGGAGCAGAGUCCAAGCAACCCAUCCGAGUCAGACCCAGCCCUUCCAGCUGAUGACGAGAGGCACGACCGGAAGAAGAGUCAGAGUCAAGUGGCGCAAGGACGCAUCCAUCCUUCUCCGUACCAUUCAAACACAAGCCACUAUCAGGGCUACAUGCAACUCCUGCAGCAGCACUCGUCCUCCUCUUUGGAAUACUCCCAGAGCCAGCUCAGCCUGCUUAGCCUCCGCGGUCGGCCUUCCGCGCCUCAGCCAGGUCGGCUAGAGUGGAAGGUAAAGGUGAGAGCCGACGGGACCAAGUACGUUGCCCGCCGACCUGCCCGAGACCGGAUCCUCCGAGAGAGGGCACUAAGGAUCCGGGAAGAGCGCAGUGGCGGCAUGACCACAGACGAUGAUGCCGCAAGUGAGCUGAAGAUGGGACGCUAUUGGAGCAAGGAGGAACGCAAGCAGCAGCUGGCGCGAGCCAGGGAGCAGCGCCGGCGCCGGGAGUUCAUGCAGCGCAGCCGACUGGAGUGCUUGAGAGAGACUGGUGGAACGUCCAGUGCUGAGGUCAGCAUCCUGGAACUGAGCCACAAGAAGAUGCUGAAAAAGCGCAACCGCAAGAUCUUAGACAAUUGGAUGACCAUUCAGGAGCUGAUGAGUCAUGGGGCCAGGGCUCCUGAGGGCACCAAAGUUCACAAUGCCUUCCUGUCUGUCACAACCGUGUAGUCGAUCUUUUGUACUAAGAUCCUUCCAAAUGACAGUUUUAUAUUGUGCAAAAGGAGGUAUUUUUCAUGUUUUGUAUGAUGUAAAAAAACACCUUGUAAAGACUUUUCACUCCAAAUGGGCUUUGUUUUAAAUCUGACAUAACUGUGAUUGAAUGUUCCAGAUUUUUAUAUAUAUAUAUAUAUAUUAGCUGGAAGUAUUUGGACCACUUCAGACCUCUCUGUCUUUUUUCCUACAAGUGCAUAAGACUGCCAGUUUAGCUAAAGUGUUUGGUGUCAAACACUACUACUGUACAGCGUUCGACAGCUUAACCGUUUCUGCCCUUUAUAAAGUCCUGUGUGUUUCAAAGUACUUGAAUUUUCUCUAUGGUUUAUUAUGCAGCAGCUAUUCUUUCCACUCUAAAAUGUGCUGUAAAUAGACACUUUUGGAUCAUUGUUACUUUUAAAUAAGUUACGUUCCGUUCUGAACUUUACUUAUUUAAACUCAAACCUGGAUGGUUUACAAACACAAAUCAAAAGCUUUUUUUUUCACAUGGUAUCUGACGGUACCAUUAACAUGCAGUAUUUAUGAUCAUUUUCAUUGUUCCAUUGUAGCUACUGUACCUUAAUAAUAUUGCAGUAUAUUUUAUGUCUGGCGUUUCUCUCACUAUACCUCAUUGCACCUCUGAUGCCAAAUACAGUUAUUAGCUGUAUUCCUGAAUGAGGGUAAUGACAUGUUUCUGAAGGUUUUUAGCGAGUCUGAAUUUUAUCACUGUUGUUGUGCCUAAGGAUCUGGUGCUUUCCACUGUCUGCAAUGACUCAUUUUUUUUACUAUACAUUGUGGUGAACAAAUGUGCAUUUUUGCUAACUUAUUGAUCCUCUUCAAGUAGUUCUUUCCAGUGUAGCCGGCCACUUUGCAGCCAGGUCAACAUGUUCUAAGUGUGCUACUUGAAAACAAUGAUAAUAAAUUAU
Molecule: messenger RNA, 3903 nt
Organism: Astyanax mexicanus (Mexican tetra)
Lineage: Eukaryota; Metazoa; Chordata; Actinopteri; Characiformes; Acestrorhamphidae
Gene: pdzrn4
Product: PDZ domain containing ring finger 4
Exons: 8
Coding region: 551-2956 (801 amino acids)
Molecular function (GO): protein binding
Source: RefSeq, a predicted model, not a curated record